AUGAAGUUUUCGGUUGCUGCGAUCGUUGCCUCUUCUUUGCUCUACAGCACUUCUGCUUUUCACAUUCAAGCACCGUCCAAGCCUUCCAGUUUGGUCCUGAACGCAAGCAGAGCUGCCAAGAAGAAAGUCUCUCGCGCCAAAUGGCUCGAAAAACGGGGCUUUAGCGACGCCGUCGCAACUACUUCCUCCGAAAGUGGAAUCAUAAAGAACGACGAGGGACUUGAGUUUGUCAAGUUGGUGCACCCAGAAUCUGGUGCAUCCGCAGAAGUUUACCUCUUCGGUGGCGUAGUUACUUCAUAUAAGGAUGGAGACGGCACCGAAUUCAUUGCUGUUCGCCCGGACGCAAAAAUGGAUGGUUCCAAGCCUAUUAGUGGGGGUCUAUCUCACUGCUGGCCUCAGUUUGGACCAGGCGAAAUCCAACAGCACGGAUUUGCCCGUAAUGUCAUGUGGGAGGUCACGGAAUCGACUGAUACUACUGUGACAAUGCAGAUGAAGCCUAGUGAUUACACCAAGGAGAUGUGGGAUAAGGAAUUUCUGUGCAACUUCUCUGUCUCGUUGGAAGCCGGCGAGCUUAAGACUGUAAUGAAUGUUAAGAAUGAAGGCGCUGAAGAAUCUUUCGAUUUUCAAGCUGCCCUCCAUUCCUAUUUUACCACAUCUUCCCUGGAAAACCUUGAAAUCACUGGUUCAUUCGAAGGCAAGGAAUUCUUGAACAAGCUUGUUGGUGACGAAGGAGAGAUGCAAACAGAGGAUCGUAGUGCAAUUAAGAUUUCAGAAGAAUACGAUCGAGUGUACAAGGGUGUGAAUGACCCUGUUCUCAAGGAUUCGGGUACUGGAAAGGCUCUCAACAUCUUGAACCAAGCUGGAUGGGAAGAUACCGUUCUAUGGAGCCCUUAUGGCAAUGAGGCAAUGGGGUUUGACAACUUCGUAUGUGUGGAGUCUGUCAAGUUUGAUCCUGUCACCUUGGAUGCUGGAAAAUCAUGGGAAGGUGUUCUUGUGUUGAAGCCUGAGGCACUCUAA
Messenger RNA from Cylindrotheca closterium, 1017 nucleotides. NCBI's taxonomy places the organism in Eukaryota, Bacillariophyta, Bacillariophyceae, Bacillariales, Bacillariaceae. The record is from the annotation of a GenBank genome assembly.